AUCCCAUAUUCGCAUGCAGUAAAAUCCAAUUUCGCUCUCUUCUCAAAUCAGAAACCCUAAUCUCCGAUUUUCAGAUUCUUUUUGUUGAAUUUGAUCGAAAUGGCUCGUACUAAGCAAACUGCUCGUAAAUCUACCGGUGGUAAGGCACCUAGGAAGACACUUGCUGUUAAGGCUGCGAGAAAAUCAGCUCCAACCACUGGAGGAGUCAAGAAGCCUCACCGUUACCGUCCUGGAACUGUCGCUCUUCGUGAAAUCCGCAAGUACCAAAAGAGCACUGAGCUUCUGAUCCGUAAACUCCCAUUCCAGCGUCUUGUUCGUGAAAUUGCUCAAGAUUAUAAGAGUGAACUAAGGUUCCAGAGCCACGCAAUAUUGGCACUCCAGGAGGCAGCAGAAGCAUACCUUGUGGCCCUCUUUGAGGACGUCAACUUGUGCGCUAUUCAUGCCAAGAGGGUUACCAUUAUGCCUAGGGACGUUCAGUUGGCUCGUCGCAUCCGCGGCGAGCGUGCUUAAAGAGAUGUGAAGAUACAAUGGAGGUUUGUGAUAGAGGUCACUAGCUAGGUUUGGAAUUGAUACAAUGGAGUACAUAUGAUAAUUUUGGAUAUUAGUUUUGGAUACUCUCUACAAAUUACUGUGUUGUUUUGGAAUUUGGGUAUACUUUUCUCGUAGGUGGAUGUUAAUUUUGGAUAUUUUGUUAGGUUUGCUGGGUUUGUUUUGAACUCAUAAACAAUCUAUGAUUUAGUUUGUUGGUACUUGUUUAAUUCAAUACGUUUAUUCUCAUGUUUGCAAGAAAUAUGCUGUUUGGGAAUAGAAAAUAAUGCUUUAUUUA
Messenger RNA from Beta vulgaris subsp. vulgaris (sugar beet), 826 nucleotides. RefSeq names its product histone H3.3a. Gene Ontology annotation, cellular component: nucleosome. Lineage: Eukaryota; Viridiplantae; Streptophyta; Magnoliopsida; Caryophyllales; Amaranthaceae. The transcript is spliced from 5 exons. The record is from RefSeq and is a predicted model, not a curated record. Bases 100 to 510 code for a protein of 136 amino acids. Gene Ontology annotation, molecular function: protein heterodimerization activity; DNA binding; structural constituent of chromatin.